Lecanosticta acicola is the source of this 549-nucleotide messenger RNA. The record is from the annotation of a GenBank genome assembly. NCBI's taxonomy places the organism in Eukaryota, Fungi, Ascomycota, Dothideomycetes, Mycosphaerellales, Mycosphaerellaceae.
AUGAGGCGAAUGAGGAGCAUCCGUGACCAAGUCAAAGCUCAGCUCAAGCGAGUGGAGAACAAGCUACGUAGAAAGCCGGUUGUAACAUCCGAGCAAAAGCUCAACGCCCGAAUCGGGACCAUGACUAUGCAAGCACAGGAGCUGCAUGACGAAUGCCACCGCCUGCGAGGCAAAGCAACAGGAUUUACGACCCGCGCAGAGACUACCCAUGCACCGGAGGUGCCGCCGCCCGAGAGAGAGCCUCUCUUCGACCGCAAUAGAGAAAAAGCGCCUCCGACCCAGUACGACACUCAACUUCGUGAUUACGGAACUCUGGUGGCAGAAUGGCACGCGUUCGGAAAGGAGCUCAAGGCUUUUGAUAAAAGGCUGGAUAAAUACGUUGAUACAGUUGAGGCGAUGAAAAAAGACCAUUUGGAUCCUGGAAAGCCUAUGGGCAAGACCGAGCAUGACUUUGACGGCCUUAACAACGCUAUCUUCAACUUGAAGGAGCAGAGGACGGAAUUGGGUAAUGCUGUCAGCGAGGUGCCGCUACCGGGUGCGGAGAAGUGA